Molecule: messenger RNA, 1833 nt
Organism: Acanthochromis polyacanthus (spiny chromis)
Lineage: Eukaryota; Metazoa; Chordata; Actinopteri; Pomacentridae
Gene: ube2s
Product: ubiquitin-conjugating enzyme E2S
Exons: 4
Coding region: 182-889 (235 amino acids)
Source: RefSeq, a predicted model, not a curated record
UGGCAGUAGGUUAAACUGUGGAUCGUAUUUUUGUUCCUGUGUCAACGUAACGAAGAAAAGAAGCAGCGAGAGCCGGCGAAGUUUCCACCAAAUCUACUUUUUUCGAGACAUUAACGGAUCAGGCUCCUUCUCUCCGACUCCAGCCGGACCUCCACCCGCCCAGCAGAUCGGCUUUUUGAAGAUGAACUCCAAUGUGGAGAAUUUGCCCCCUCAUGUUCUUCGCUUGGUCUACAAAGAGGUUUCAGCGUUAGCAGCAGACCCCCCUGAGGGCAUCAAGAUCUACCCCAGCGAAGAAGACAUCACAGAACUGCACACGGCCAUCGAAGGACCGGAGGGAACUCCGUUUGCUGGCGGCGUUUUCCGAAUGCGUCUGGUCCUCGGGAAGGACUUCCCUGCUGUUCCACCCAAGGGGUAUUUCCUGACCAAGAUUUUUCACCCCAACGUGGGCCACAAGGGAGAGAUCUGUGUCAACGUGCUGAAGAGGGACUGGAAGGCAGAGCUGGGCCUGCGACACGUCCUGCUGACCAUCAAGUGUCUCCUGAUCCAUCCGAACCCGGAGUCGGCUCUGAACGAGGAGGCCGGCCGCCUGCUGCUGGAGGACUAUGCGGAGUACGAGUCCAGAGCCCGUCUGCUCACAGAGAUCCACGCCAUGGGGGGGCCCGGCGGUACGUCCGGGGCCCCUCAGGACCCCAACGACGGCCCCCAGCCCAAGAAGCACGCCGGCGACCCGACGAAGAGGGCGGGGCCGAGCGCGGCGCCGGUGCCGGCGGCUCUGGGCAACGGCGCUAACGGAGCUAGCACCACCUGCAGCAACAGCAGCAGCAGUAGCAGCAGCAACGUAGCGGGGAAGAAGAAAGCGGAUAAAAAGCGAGCGUUGAGGCGACUUUAAUACCUCGGCCGGAUCCUCAGUGCGUAUGAGUGCGAGUGUGAGAGUGUAAAUAUAAAUAUCGAAGUGUGCUGACGAAGUUUUUGUUCCCUUUUUCUGACUCUUUCUACCCCGACCCGGACCGUCACCUUUGUACUCGCCUCACCAUCACGGCUUCGUUAAUUAUCUCCAUACCGGAAGACGUCAACGGACACAAUCCUCCUCUUUUUUUCCAGAAACAGAAACACUUUCACCUCGGAGAUCUCAGUUGUUACGAACGAAAGACGCUCGUCUGUCCCUCAGUGAGACUCCUGUGGUCUCAGACUGGAUCUUUUUACGGCGUCUCUGCUCAGUUUGCUGUGAUGGUACUGUGUACUGCUCAGUCCAAACCGGGAUUCAUCAAAUUAAAUGAUCCUCGAUACCUAAAAGCCUCCUGUUUCAUGUUUAGAUCUGACUGAAGGUAUGGAAGGAGUUAGCAGCAGAGAGCAGGAAGUCUGUCUGAUUCUUUUCUAAAACUGUUUCACUGUCCAGUAUUUUCAAAAGUCGUUUUUAAUUGACAUAUCCAUAUUCAGCUGUCUCGUGGUCGUGUGUGAAGACGUAGAUCAGUGGCUGUAAGGGAACAGGGUAACUUUUAUAUGAAAAACAAAACAAAAAUCCUCUGUUCUCUGUGUUAAGCAUACUGUGAUGUGACUCCGCCUGCUUCCCGUAGAGCUCAGACCGAUGGGGGACUCCAGCGCUCGGCCGGACUCGUCUCGUUGCACUUUCAGGGUUUCUGGGGCAGGUUUUCUCACAGUUCUGAACGCACGCCGGGUCUACAUUUCCCAAGGAAACACACUGAAGCGCUGUCUUAAUGUGGAUGGAAAAGGUGCCUCUGAAACUCUGUUACUGCAGACUGUUGGCUGGAUAUUUUGUGUCCAUUUUAAAUUAUUUAAAUUAAUAAAAUACCAGAAGUGAAAUGAGAAAACAAA